This is a messenger RNA of Belonocnema kinseyi, 8705 nucleotides long. RefSeq names its product protein lap4 (gene scrib). The transcript is spliced from 34 exons. Gene Ontology annotation, molecular function: protein binding. Bases 307 to 6291 code for a protein of 1994 amino acids. The record is from RefSeq and is a predicted model, not a curated record. Gene Ontology annotation, biological process: neurotransmitter receptor transport, endosome to postsynaptic membrane; neurotransmitter receptor transport postsynaptic membrane to endosome. Lineage: Eukaryota; Metazoa; Arthropoda; Insecta; Hymenoptera; Cynipidae. Gene Ontology annotation, cellular component: adherens junction; postsynaptic membrane; postsynaptic density.
CCAUGAGCGAUGGCGAUGGGGAAUUUAAACUGUAAAGGGAAAGAGCAACGUAAUGACGUCAGAAUACGUGUAUGAAACACAAGCAGGCGGGGACGGUAACACUGAUAAGCCGAGCUGUGCUCGUUUAAAGCAGAGUUGGGCGUGAAAGUUGUGACGGUUGUGUCAGAGAAAAAGAAGUGCCACUGUAAUUUCCAAGUUGUUAACCCUUUCAAUGUGAAAAAUGUGCAAAAAGCAGUGGUUUCGGCGUGUAAUCUAUGGUGGAAAUUAUGUUUGGUGCUGAAACGUCGUGAUUACAGUGCAUAUACCAUGUUCCGCUGCAUCCCAAUUUUUAAAGGGUGUAACAGGCAGGUUGAAUACGUUGACAAGCGUCAUUGCUCUCUGCCAAGCGUCCCUGAUGACAUUCUUAGAUAUUCACGAAGCCUAGAGGAGCUUCUGCUUGACGCGAACCACAUUCGUGAUCUGCCCAAGAACUUCUUUCGUCUUCAGCGUUUAAGAAAACUAGGUUUGAGUGACAAUGAGAUACACCGGCUACCACCAGAUAUUCAAAAUUUUGAGAAUCUCGUAGAACUCGAUGUUUCACGAAAUGAUAUACCAGACAUUCCUGAGAACAUAAAGAAUUUACGAGCCUUACAAGUGGCGGACUUCAGCAGUAAUCCUAUACCCCGACUUCCAGCUGGAUUCGUUCAACUCAGAAAUUUGACAGUAUUAGGUUUAAAUGAUAUGUCAUUAUCUAAUUUACCAACUGAUUUUGGAAGCCUUGAAAACUUGCAGUCUUUGGAAUUAAGAGAAAAUUUGCUCAAAUCCUUACCUGAAUCACUCUCUCAACUUCUUAAACUAGAGAGACUAGACCUCGGAGAUAACGACAUAGAAGAAUUGCCAGCGCACAUAGGAAAAUUGCCAGCUCUUCAAGAAUUGUGGUUAGACCACAACCAGCUGCAACACUUGCCUUCUGAAAUCGGUGAAUUAAAGACUCUAGUAUGUUUAGAUGUCUCAGAAAAUCGACUAGAGGACUUACCUGGAGAAAUCGGUGGUCUCAAGUCACUAACGGAUCUUCAUUUGUCUCAAAAUGUUAUUGAAAAAUUACCAAAUGGUUUGGGAGAACUUAAACAUCUGACUAUUCUUAAAAUUGAUCAAAAUAGAUUAUCCGUCUUGAAUGCAAACAUUGGCAGGUGUGAAAAUUUGCAAGAAUUAAUUCUUACAGAAAAUUUUCUUCUGGAACUGCCAAUUUCUAUAGGAAACCUUCUUAAUUUAAAUAAUCUUAACGUGGAUAGAAAUAGCUUACAAUAUCUUCCUACGGAAAUUGGAAAUUUAAAGAAAUUAGGUGUGUUAUCAUUAAGGGAUAACAAGUUGCAAUAUCUUCCCACUGAAGUUGGACAAUGUGCGGCACUUCAUGUGUUGGAUGUAUCCGGUAACAGGUUACAGUAUUUACCGAUUUCCCUGAUCAAUUUGAACCUUAAAGCAGUUUGGUUAAGUGAAAAUCAGGCGCAGCCAAUGCUGACUUUUCAAACGGAUGUAGACGAAGAAACAAAACAAGAAGUUCUCACAUGCUUUCUACUACCUCAAUUGGAGUACCAUCCAGAUGCGCAACAUGAUAACAAACUGGGAAUAUUAUCGGGAAUGAAGAAUAUAGUUUCAGGGGGCGAAAUGAGGGAAGUUGCUUGUAGCGAUGAUGAAGGUUGGCAGGAACGAGAAGCAUCGAGAACGCAUUCUGUCAAGUUUACUGACGAACUUCCAGAGGCUGAUAAGGAGACACUUUUUGUACGACAGAACACUCCGCAUCCAAAAGAGCUGAAGGCAAAAGCUCACAAGCUGUUUGGUAAAGGCAGGAGCGAUAGUCGUUCGGCUUCUACAGAUGAACAAGAUGUUUCACAAACCUUUGGCAUAGAAAAAACUGAAGACAAUGUUUCAAGAACGCCGACUGAUGUUCCUGGAGAUAGGCAACAUUCUUCUGUUCAAGAUGGUUCAACAGAAGAACCUAAUGUGUUAUUGUCGGAAGUUGCAUACAAAAGCUCUACUGACCCGUUUAAACCAGAUUACGAGUCGACUCAACAACCUUCAGAUAGUCAACAUAUAGUGGAUGUGGAGUUCGAAGAUUCUGUAAGGGGUUCGAAAUUUAGGGAUGAGGAUGAAUCUGAAAGUGAGGACACGCAGAGACAUGUUGAAUUUUCUAUAAUGGAUGAUGUGGAUUACGAAGGUGGGGGUGAUUCUGACAAGCCAAAUAGGCUUCAUCGCCGGGACACCCCACAUCAUUUGAAAAAUAAGCGUAUUCACACGUCAAUUGACAAGGAAAGAGUUGCUUCUAUCAUAGCACAGGCACUUAUGAAGAAGAACGAUGACGCUGCCGUUAUUUAUCCAGCUCCAAUGGACUCAGUAGAAAAUUUUGAUCAACGUAGUCAAGGAGCUGCCUCUGAUGCUGAUCCUUCAAUAGAAAUACGACAAGAACAAUAUGAAAUUCAUAUUGAAAGAACUACUGGUGGGCUUGGAUUGUCUAUAGCUGGUGGAAUUGGUUCCACGCCUUUCAAAGGGGACGAUGAGGGAAUAUUUAUUUCAAGAGUAACAGAAGGUGGUCCUGCUGAUCUUGCCGGUUUAAGGGUAGGAGAUAAAGUUCUUUCAGUAAAUGGAGUUUCAGUAGUUAAUGUUGACCAUUAUGAUGCAGUGGAAGUUUUAAAAGCCUGUGGCCGAGUACUAGUACUUGUUAUUGUUAGAGAAAUAACGAGAAUAGUACCUUCGUCCGAACAGGAUUCGACGAGAAAGGAUUCGGUAUGUUCGAGUAUGAGCACAAGCCGAGCACCAAGUGCAACUUCUUAUGUUUCAUCCACGGCGUUGUCUCAUAAUCUUGAAAAUGACGAAAUGAGUGAAUCAAAAAAGAUAAAAAAAAUUCCAGAACCAUUGUCAGCAGUUAAACCAACUGUGGAGCCUUUAAUAGCCGUUCUUGUACAUACCACACUUAUUCGCGACCAGAAUGGACUUGGUUUUAGCAUUGCAGGUGGAAAAGGAUCUGCACCAUUUGAAGCUAAUUCCGAUGCCAUAUUUAUUUCGAGAAUAACCGAUGGCGGAGUAGCGCAGAAAGAUGGAAAAUUACGAAUAGGGGACAAAGUAAUAUCUAUUAAUGGUGUUGAAAUGGCAGAAGCCAAACAUGACCAAGCAGUAGCUUUACUGACUGGCUUAGAAAGAUUCGUUCGGCUAGUAGUUGAACGCGAAAUACCUCUUUCUCAAGCACAUCCAGCUAAUUUAAUAACGCCUUCUGAAAAGUCACCUCACGUUAUUGGUGUUCCCAAACCUUACACGGGCCUUUACAGUCCCAAUAGUUACAUGGUUAACAGACCAGGAUACGUCAGUUAUCGUCGGUCCAUGGAUGCGGACAAAUCUUUAUCCCCAAAUUCGGCAGCAAAUACACCGCAACCCAUCAAAACUGAGCCCAUGAACGGGGUAUCUAAAAUGAAUGGUGACAGUGAAGCCAUGAAUUUUACUAAAAGGCCUGCAUCGGUAACCACAACCUCCGUAACCAGCCAAUUACAUCCGCAGCCAGCCCCAAGAUACAGCUUUUCCCAAUUGACAUCAACGCCAAGUACGAAUACAGAUCUUACACCAACAACCAACGCUGGCAGUACACCAACGCCGAAUUUAGCACCAACAGCGACGGCAGAACCCAGAUCAUCAAGUCCUCAGGAAGACAUACAGGUAGCCAAACCAAUGACGAAUGAGGAAUUUCAAGCCAUGAUCCCCGCUCACUUCCUUCGACCUCCGACCUCCUCGCCCUCGUUAGACUCCCAUCAUGGCCCCAUUGUGACGGUGACAAUCAAGCAGCCCGAUAAUUUACCCGGGGACGUUAGUUUUCCGCCAGCGCCAACGACGCUGGGUAAAGUUACCGAGACCAUCACGAAGAGUACACUUACAGAGACUGUUGUUACUAGAGUCACCGACAACCACUUGGUCUUACCAGUUAUCAUCGAGGAUGUUGUACUCAUGAAGGAAGGGUCUUUGGGCUUUAGUAUAAUCGGUGGCACGGAUCAUUCUUGUACGCCAUUUGGUGCAAGAGAACCUGGAAUAUUCAUAUCUCAUGUUGUACUUGGUGGAAUAGCAGCUGAAUCUGGCAGAUUAAGAAUGGGUGAUCGAAUACUAAAAGUAAACGGAACCGAUGUUACUAAAGCUACUCAUCAAGAGGCUGUGAUGGAACUUUUACGACCAGGCGAUUCAAUCAUUCUUACCGUUCAACAUGAUCCACUCCCGGAGGGCUAUCAAGAACUUGUAAUAGUAAAACAACUAGGAGAGAAACUGGGAAUGCAUAUCAAAGGAGGGCUCCGCGGACAGCGAGGAAACCCUCUGGAUCAAUCAGAUGAAGGUGUAUUCAUAUCCAAAAUUAAUUCUGGUGGUGCUGCUAAGAGAGAUGGGAGAUUAAAGGUUGGAAUGAGACUGCUGGAAGUUAACGGAACUUCGUUGCUUGGAGUGACACAUCAGGAAGCUGUGAAUAUUCUGCGAUGUUCGGGCAACACAAUAACUUUGGUAGUCUGUAAAGGCUACGACAGAAACGAAGUUGAGCACCUAUUAACGACAUCCAGUGGUAGAGAAUCAAAGGAAUCAAGAUCAUCUCGGGAACAUAAAGAUGGAACUGCUGAAGAUAUGAAAUUCUUAUCUCACAGUGUAUCAAGUCUUGAUAGAGAUGAUGUUGAAGCCGCUACGCUUCGACAAGAACAGGAAAUGAAAGCAGACCUCGUAGCGUGGGAACAGGAAGAACGAGAACGUGCUCUUAUUAACCAAAGAGAAAAGUCUACUCCAGAAAAGGUGCUAGACGUUGUGAGGGCAGCAGAAUCGUUAGUAAAUAAGCCAAACAGUCCGGUUGACGUACCUGCCCCACCAAAAUCGCCUGGAGGAACAAAAGAUCUGAAAACUACCACAAUUGUGAUGAGUAAACAUACACUGGCACCUCAAAAUCCAUCUCUACCGCUAGACAAACAAUUGGAUGUCGGAACAUUAGUGGAUACAUCUUUUUCCUCGACUUCUUCCAUUUCCGCUCUUUCACUACUGUCAAGCAGUGACAAAAAUCCUCUCUCAAAUGUGCGCUUCCGUUUUCGCCUUCCUCCUAUACCCUUAACCUGCCUUGAAUACCCCAGAGGCAAUACUUGGCUGUCAUUUAGCAACCGACAGAUUGCACGCUCUGUUGAUGGACUUAUUCAGGUUGAGCCAUCGCCGACUCCAUCUCCAACUUUACCGCCAGCUAAAAUGUCGGUUAGUGACAGAAAAAGAUUAUUUGAAAGUGCUAUGGAAGAGCAUUUAAAACCUUCUCCGAAAACAGAAAAGGUUUUUAGUUUUUUAAGUCAAGAUGAAGUGGAGAAAAUGAAGCAAGAAGAAGAGAAAAAGAUCGCCACUUUAACGAGAGACGAGUUAAAGUCUUGGGCACAGAUCGACGAAAACGAAGGAUUGGAUGAAUCUGAAGAUCUUGUAGAAGAACAAGAAUUCAGAAGACCUGAUAGCCGCCUGAGUUCACGAAGUUCAAACGCACAGAAUGCUUCAAAUAUUGUGAGGACAGCAAAAGCUGAAAGAAGACUAAAAGAUAGAAUGAUACAAGAGGGUUUAUUGUCUGACGACGAAGAAGAAAGUCACUUAACUCCUGCUGAGCAACGUGCACUGAGGGCAGAAAAGAGAGCUGCUUGGAGACAAGCGCGUCUUAAAUCUCUCGAACAGGACACUCUAGAGGCACAGCAGUUAGUAAUGAAAAAGAUGAGUGAAAUUAAUUAUGCGACCAAUAAGGCUGAACAACCACAAGAAUGUGAGGGCAACAAUUGUACGUUAUAUGCUAAGAAAGUUUCAGAGUUCUCUACGUUACGGCCAUCUAGUGCAGAUUUUCCCAAACUUGCUCUGCGCAGCAAGCUGGGCCCGUCUAAAGCUGUCCGUGAGUCAGAAAAAGUAGUCGACGAGAAGGUUACUCGCCGCACAGAAGAGUAUGUGGACGAGGUGACGGGUGAACGUCGGGUACGAACUGUUGAAUACGUCGAAAAGCUCAUUGAGCGUGAGGUUGAAACGCUGCGAGAGAAAAUUAUUUCUUUGGAGCUGAGCAAUGCGGAAGAAGAUGUCGAAAGCAUUGCUGGGACUGGUGCAAGCGAUGCUGAAAGUGAAAGUGAAAACGUCACUGGACAAAAUUCAGCAGGGAAACCCCCCACGGAAAAGUCGGAUCCAUUUAUUUCCGCAAAUGAGUCUCAGGAUACUCCGACGGACGGCAAAAAUAGUGCGAAUAUUAUGAGUACAUCUACAAAGAAGAAAAAGCGAAAACGUUCGAAGAAAGGACGUCAUUGAUUGAUAUGCUUUACCAUUAUGUAAUGGUGCAAAGAUUGUAUAAGAAACUGUUAUAUGACUUCAUACUUCAACAUGCUAGAACAUACAUUCGGCAUUUCGUAUCGAUGACUUUUUGUUUUCUGAAUAGGUCGUACAGAUGAAUUAGCAUAACAAAUUAAGGAAACAAUAGAUGUAAUUAUAAUUAUUCAGAUAGAAAUUAUUGUUAAAAGUACGGGGCAUAUAGUAUAUUGGUACACUUAAUAAAUAUCCAUCUAUGAAAAUGGUGAAAACCAUUUAUUAAGUUGCACAUUCAUGAAGUCUGUUUUUAUAGUAAGAGCUGCACUAAAAGUUGAUGUAUGCUUUUAUAUCUUGUUUAUUCCGAAAAUGUGAAUUCUAUGGAAAAAAAUCCAGCUAUCGCAAGCGUAGUGAAGUUUUAAACAGCGAAGAGCGUGAAAUAUUUUUUCUGCAAUUAGAAGUUUUUUGGUAAGAUAUAAGCUUUAAAAUGAAAUAAAAAAGUAAAAAAUAGCUUCAUUUUUUAUUGAAUUUCAAUAGAAAUUUCAGCCAUAACUGAAUCAAAAAGCAAACUUUUUUUUAUUUAUUUGGUCUUAACUUAGGGCUUACGUCAUAAUGCAUUUUUUAAAACUUAGUUCUAUAUUUCUAUCAUUCAGGAUGUGUCAGCAAUAAUAUUGACUACAAAUUCUGGUGGGUAAGAAUUGCUGAAAGUUAUAAAUGCAUCAGGAGUAAACAAUAAAUAAUUAUUAAUACUUCAAUAUGCUUGAGAUAGCUCAAUUUUCAUCAGAUUCAAAUUUUCAUGAUAAACUAUUAGUAGCAUACACAAACUUUUAGCCGUCCCGUGGGUUUUUGAAAGUCGAACAAAUAAUUUUUCUAUCCACUCUAAUGCGCAUGUUUAAAAAUAUUUCAAAACAUUCAGUUUUAGCAACAAGAAAAAUUUCAGAAAAAUCUAAUACAGCAGCCUUUAAAAUGCUAUUCCAUAACUUCGUGAAGCCUACGUUUUUAACUCAGUAUUUUAAAGGGGGCUCAUUAUGUGAGUAUGGGCAUAAACGCUCUGCACUUUUAUACGAGUAUUUCAAUUAUCAUUUUUUAAUGUUGGUACAUGAAGCAGUCGAUUCAGAAUUCCAAAAUAAGCUCGAAUGAAAAUUUCUGGAUAGAUUCCAUGUAAAACGAUUUACAAGACCAAUGUAAAUUGUCAAGUGAAAACUUGUCCGAUUUAUAAAUUUAUAAGAAAGCAAGAAAAGAUCUUAGAAAAAGGUGAAUAAUAAUUUCAAAAAAUGCAAUUACAUUAAUGCUGAUAUUAUUAAAUAGAGCAAAGAUGGUUAUAUAGAGGAAAAUUGAUAUAACAAUGGGAUUUUAACCGAAUUUUUUCAUAUUGGUUAAAAUUUUUUUUCAUAAAAAUUUCGCAAUUACUAUUAAAUGUGGAUAAUUUUAUCGGUAAAAAGAUUCCCUGCAACAUAGAUUCAUUAAAAAAGAAUCAAUCAUUCACGACUUGUAUUAAUUAUCAAUAAAUUAUUAAUUUUUUUACAUGGAAUACGUAGAAACUGCAGGGAAUUUUUUUCAUCAAGAAAAUGGGUCAUUCAGUUAUGAAUAUUGCUAUUUUUGAAAGUAUAAUUGCAUCUUUUUUCAGGACCUCUCCUUUCGUUUUUAUAAUUCUACAAAAAAAUUGUGUUUGUUAUAACAAUACUGCUCUUCUUAGUAUUUUUAGACAAUAUUAAAAAGAUUGUACUUUAUUUUUUAUUUUUAAGGCCUACAUCACUCGAUUAUUUCUAUAAUUUACGAUCUAAACAUUGAUAACAAAAUGUGUUUAGCGUUCGGAAUGAAUAUAUCUAUUUUAAAUUCAAGAUUUUUGUAAGUUUAAAAGAAAAUAGGCGAAUGAUUCAGCAAAUUAAGUCUUAGGAUAAGCAAUUGACUUUUUUGCGUUGGAUAACUUUAGUAGAAUAUGUAACGAUACAUAGAAAAUAAUUUUGUCGACAUCUUUGAUAAAGGUUGUGGUUACAAUCUGUGAGUUGGCACAGAUAUUUUAAGAUGUCCAAUUGUUAAUUCUCUCGAAAUUAAAUUAUUACUUUAUUCACAGAAAAUGCAAUCGAAAAACCUGCAAUAUACAUUCCUUGUUUAUAAUGCUGUACAAGAUUAUAUAAAUAUUUGCUCUAUGUGUAGUUACAAAAUCCAACUUAUAGAAUUAAAAUAUAUAAGAUACCCGUCCACAACUAUUAGUCUAGUACUAUUGAAAAGAUCUUUCACAACUUGUUAAUAAGAAAUAAGACUAUAAGAUAUGCUCGACUUUCAACUAUUUCCUGAAACGCAUCACAUUGCUUCUAGAAAAUAUCAACGUAGAAAAACAGUUUAUUUUCAGAAUAAUUGUCGAUUUUACCAAUGUCGAAAUAUGACAUCCUCAAAUAUAACUUGGAGUGAAUAGCAUG